AUGAAGUGCAUGCUUCUGUUGAGUUUUUCCUGCCUGAUUUGGUUCGCUAGUGGAAUUAAAAUUGAUUGCGAAAAUACAGAGGCCAUCAAUGAAGAGCAUAUACACUACUGCUGCAAACAUCCCGAUGGACACAAUGAUAUAAUCGAGGAAUGUGCAAAGGAGACCAACUUCAUGUUGGCCAAUCAAAACGAGGAGGCACUGGUGGACAUCACGGCGGACCGGGCUAUUCGAGGUACUUGUUUUGGUAAGUGCGUAUUCAGCAAACUGGAUCUCAUGAAGGAAAACGAACUGGACAUGGAUGCCGUGAGGAAGUAUUUUACUACCAAGUUCGUCGACGAUCCGGAAUAUGUCAAGGAAAUGAUCAGCGCCUUCGAUCAUUGUCAUGGCAAAAGUGAGGAGAACACAUCCGUGUUCUUGUCGAAGCCCCUCUUCAAGCAAGUGUCCCAGCACUUCUGCGAACCCAAAUCUAGUGUGAUUCUGGCCUGUGUCAUCCGUCAGUUCUUCCACAAUUGCCCGGCGGAUCGUUGGUCCAAGACCAAGGAGUGCGAGGACACCUUGGCCUUCAGCCAGAAGUGCCAGGACUCACUGGCCACUUUGUAGGUGCUUGCAACUGGGUUUUCAUUAAUAAAGAACAUUCAAAA
Messenger RNA from Drosophila rhopaloa, 641 nucleotides. It is a transcript of the gene Obp58c, whose product is annotated as general odorant-binding protein 68. The transcript is spliced from 3 exons. The record is from RefSeq and is a predicted model, not a curated record. The coding region runs from base 1 to 600 and encodes 199 amino acids. Gene Ontology annotation, molecular function: odorant binding. NCBI's taxonomy places the organism in Eukaryota, Metazoa, Arthropoda, Insecta, Diptera, Drosophilidae.